Cinclus cinclus is the source of this 6410-nucleotide messenger RNA. It is a transcript of the gene MAP2, whose product is annotated as microtubule associated protein 2. The record is from RefSeq and is a predicted model, not a curated record. The transcript is spliced from 15 exons. Gene Ontology annotation, cellular component: neuron projection. Gene Ontology annotation, biological process: neuron projection development; microtubule cytoskeleton organization. Gene Ontology annotation, molecular function: microtubule binding. NCBI's taxonomy places the organism in Eukaryota, Metazoa, Chordata, Aves, Passeriformes, Cinclidae. The coding region runs from base 1 to 6054 and encodes 2017 amino acids.
AUGGCCGAGGAUAGGAAAGAUGAAGCCAAGGCGCCACACUGGACUUCAGGUCAGCUAACAGAGGCUUCUUCACACCCACAUUCACCUGAAAUUAAGGAUCAGGGUGGCGCAAGUGCUGGACUGGUCAGAAGUGCCAACGGAUUUCCGUACCGAGAGGAUGAGGAGCUGAGGCUGGGCAGCCACGAGCAGCCAGGGACGUACGCUCAGACCAAAGAGAACGGGAUCAACGGAGAGUUGUCAUCAGGGAGCAGGGAGACUGCAGAAGAAGUGUCUGCAAGGAUAGUACAAGUAGUAACAGCUGAAGCUGUAGCGGUCCUGAAAGGUGAACAGGAAAAAGAAGCCCAGCACAAAGAUCAGCCUGGAUCACUACCUUUAGCAGUUGAAGAGUCAACCAACCUGCCUCCUUCCCCACCUCCAUCACCAGCUUCUGAGCAGACUGGAGUUCUGGAGGAAGAAGAAGAACCAGUAAAGAGUCCGAUGGCUGUGGAAGUGAAACCUGCUGCUCUUCCUGGGAAGCAAGUUGGGAAAGAGCACAGGCCCCUUAGGCCUUUGGACCAGGCAAAGGACCUCUGUGAGGGUCACUCGGAUUCUGGUUCAGUGUGUCAUGAAGACAAAGUGCCAAGUGUGGCAUCCAGCAGAGAGAGUGUGACCUUUGUGGUGGGAGCACUCCUGAAAGACACCCCCCCUUCCUUGGCUGAGGAAGCCACGAAGAUGGAAUUCCGUGUCCAGGAGGGCACAUGCCCUUUUGCAGCAGAACCAUUAGACACAAAGCAACGUGAAUCUGGGAAAGACAGUAAGACUGUUGAGCAACCAAAAUAUGAUGCCUUAGUCCCACAGUCAGCAAAAACAGAGGCUGCAGAUAAAAAGGAUUCAGAGAGCAAAGACAAAGUGCUUUCGCCUCCAUCAGAAUGGGUCUUGAAAACUGAUUUGCAGAAGAAAGGGGAAGCCAGUUUUGCAGGACCUGCUGCUAAACCCCCUGCACCUCAAGAGCAAGAGCACUUGUCAUCUCAACUGCCUGAAGAGAGCAGGGUGGAAGAAAGGACUGCAGGUGUGCCCUCAUCAACUGACCAAGUCAUGGCUUUUAAAUUUCACGACGACCUCAAAGAUAUCCAAGGUGGUGCCAUCAGCCAUGGUGAAAGUUUUCUGUUGUUACCAGAACCCAAGGCAGAAGCAGCCAAAAGUGAACUUCCUUCAGGCCCAUCUCCUGCUCUCCCCCAGGAGCUUGCACUCAAAGACAGUUUCAAAACACAUCAGGAACCUGCUGACCAACUGUUUGCCAAAGAUCUCAAUAAAGAUGAACAGAUCCACAGAGGCAGGACAUUUUCUCUACCAGAAGUCUCAGCAGUCACUGUAGAUGGAUUGAAAACUCCAAGCACCCCAAAAAUCCCUCCAUGGGGAGAGGAAAAGGACAUGACUAAGGAUGAGAGUGAUGAGGAAGAAAGGUAUGACUUCUAUGAUAAAGGGGAGGCUCGAAUAUUAGAUGAUGGUAAAAUUACCACAAAAUCAGAGGUUAAGACACUUUCCCUAGACAAAACAGACUUUCAAAAGGAUGGUGAAGCUAAAAAGUCACCUGAUGGUCUCAAAGAAGAAAAAGAAACGGACCAAAGUGGGCUCUCAGCAGCAGCAGAUGUGAAAAAGGAGGCGCAGCAAAGCACACAAGUACCCCCAGCUAAAUUAAUCCAGGAACUGACCCCUGAGAAAACAACAGAGCACCCUGAUACCACUCAGUUAUCCCGAGUAUCAGAGAAAGCUCCUGAGGCACCAGGUUUAACCACUGAGAAGACUCCUGCUCUUGAAGCUCCUCAAGAGGAAGAUGUUAAAAAAGAUACUGAGGAGGAUAAGACAAGUGUUUCAGCUCCUCAUCAAAUGAAAGAAGAGGAAGAUCAGUCAGGAAUGUCAAAGUAUUUUGAAACCUCUGCUCUGAAAGAGGAAGCCUUCAAAGCAGAUGGUCUGAAACAAAGCAGUGAUUACUAUGAGCUGAGUGACACUAAAGAGAGUAAAUACGAGCCCUAUCAGAGAGGUCAUCUAAUACCUGAAGAUGAAGAAGGGGAGGAAGAGGAAGAAUUCAAUCAGCGGCAGAAUAUGCAUUCUCGUGAAAUGGGGUACAGUACCCUGGCUCAGAGCUAUACACCAGACACAUCUGAAGAACCAAGUUCUCCAACAGAAAGAAUGUUCACUAUUGACCCCAAAGUCUAUGGGGAUAAGAGAGAACUUCACAGUAAAAAUAAAGAUGACCUUACUCUGAGCAGGAGCCUGGGACUUGGGGGGAGAUCUGCAAUUGAACAGAGAAGUAUGUCUAUUAACUUGCCCAUGUCCUGUCUGGAUUCAAUAGCCCUAGGGUUUAGUUUUGGUCGUGCACAUGAUCUUUCUCCCCUUGCUUCAGAUAUUCUAACUAAUACUAGUGGAAGUAUGGAUGAAGGUGAUGACUACUUGCCAGCAACCACACCAGCAUUGGAGAAGGCCCCCUGCUUCCCCAUUGAGAGUAGAGAGGAAGAUGAACACACAGAAGAAGAAAAAGGAAAGGUAGAAGAAAAAGUCCAGCCUGAGACCUUAGCUGAACCAUCUUUCCAGGCCAAGGAUUACUACAAAAAUGGGGCUGUCCUGGCUCCUGACCUGCCUGAAAUGUUAGACUUGGCAGGGACAAGAUCUAGAUUAGCCUCUGUGAGUGCAGAUGCUGAGGUGGCACAGAAGAAGUCAGUUUCUUCUGACACUGUUGUGGAAGACAGCAGCACAGCCCUGCCACCCGUGACAAAUGAAAACCACGUAAUUCUAAAAGCUGAAAGUCAGCUGGAAGACUUGGGCUACUGUGUUUUCAAUAAGUACACAGUACCACUUCCUUCUCCAGUUCAGGACAGUGAGAAUUUAACAAGUGAAACCUGUCCCUUCUACGAAGGCACAGAUGAAAAACUGAGACGUGGCCUCGGUCCUGACUUGUCUUUAAUAGAAGUGAAGCUGGCAGCUGCUGAAAAAUCGAAAGAAGACUUCCUCAGUGAAAAAGACUUAGGUCAGCAUGGUGAGUCCAUUCUAGUGAGGGACUUUGAGGAGGAGAAAAAAGAGAAAUUGGAUACUGUGCUAGAAAAAAGUGAAGAACAAGUUGACUCUAAAGAGGUCUGUCCCAUUAAAGGAGCAGAACCAGAGAAGACAGCAGCUGAGGCAAUGUUAGAAAGGAAGGAAGAAAGUGUGGCUAGUAAAGUUCAUUUACCUCCUGAUACAAUGUAUGACAGAAUUUCUGCUUCAGAGCUAGCAAUAGAAAAGGAUUCUGUUUGUUUGCUGAUGGAGAAGGAGAAGACUCUUAGUGUUGUUCCUGAAAUAGCUGAGAUAGAAGCACCAGUUAAACCAGAUUACAAUGCAAUUAAGCAUGAUAUGGAGGUGGCUGCAAGGAGAGCUGACCAAGAGUAUCAGAGUAAGUUAGACACUAAGAUGAGUGAGGUUGUUUCACUUCCUUUAGGGAAGGACAAAGCCUCUCUUAAAAAAGCAGAGCCUGAACCCAAAGACAUUCAGCAGAAAGAGGAGACCAUCUUUUCCAGAGAAGCAAAGGAUGCAGAUCUACUUUCCAAGACAGAGCCUAGUUCUGUGAAGGACAGCACCAAACUGUCAGAAACAGAAAUUAAAGAAAAAGUAACGAAGCCAGAUCUGGUACAUCAAGAGGCAGUUGAUAAGGAGGAAUCUUAUGAAUCUAGUGGAGAGCAUGAUCAAGCCCAAGAAAGUUUGAAUGGAGAAUCUGUGAAACCAGAGGACAUCAAAGCAGAACAUCCGAAACCUCCCACGUCUGGGGAAGAGAUGCCUACACAGUUACCAGCUAAGGGGACUUCUGUGGAGCUCCUCUUCCCAAAAGCUGAGCCUCUCCAGGAGGAGCCUGCUGAGAUUCAGAUGGAGAGCAUACCACAGCUUGCUGAAGGAGCUGAGGAGACUCUUGAUACAGCUGUGAAACCUGUGGAAACCCAAAAGCUGCUGCCAUGUGAACUGACAGCUGGAGCCCCGAAAGAGGAAGAAUAUGAGGAAGAAGAGGUAGAAGCAGGGCAAGAAGCAAAAGAAGAGGAUAAAGAGCAUCUUGUAGCAGAAAUGCCCCCAGACUUUGGCGAGCCUGCUGCAGAAGAAAUGGGAGCCAAGGGUAGCCCAGAAGCAGUGCCUGAACUGAAAGGCAUUAUUGAGUCAGUGGUGACAGUGGAGGAUGACUUUAUCACAGUGGUGCAGACAACAGUUGAUGAGGGUGAAUCUGCUUGUCACAGUGUGCGCUUUGCUGCUACUCAGCAGGAGGACAUUGAAACGGGAGACUCCCAGGCUGAAGAGGAGCUAGAUGUUGAAGAAGUGGAAGUUGAGCCCAAGGAAGGCUCCCGAGAGGCUCCUGCUUCACCCCAGAGAGAGGAAAUCCUGCUCACUAACUACAAAACAGAAACGUGUGAUGAUUACAAAGAUGAAACAACAAUUGAUGACUCCGUCAUGGACACAGACAGUCUCUGGGCAGACACUCAAGAUGAUGAUAGGAGCAUCAUGACUGAACAGUUAGAGACUGUUCCUAAAGAGGAGAAAGCAGAGAGAGAAUUGCGAAGACCAUCUCUUGAUAAGCAUAAAAAAGAGAAACCUUUUAAAACUGGGAGAGGCAGGAUUUCUACUCCUGAAAGGAAAAUAGCUAAAAAGGAACCUAGCACACUCUCCAGAGAUGAAGUGAGAAGGAAAAAAGCAGUGUAUAAGAAAGCUGAACUUGCUAAAAAAACUGAAGUUCAGGCCCACUCUCCCUCCAGGAAAAUAAUUUUAAAACCUGCUAUCAAAUAUACUAGACCAACUCAUCUCUCCUGUGUUAAACGGAAGCAGACAGCUUUUAUGUCCUUCAAGCGCAGCCUUUUCCUCUUCACUGGUAAUGUUAGAUCAUCCAGCCCGACUGCCUCUUUGUCAAAGAUUCCUGCCUCAAAGUCUAGAGCAAAGUCAUUGCUUCCUCCAAGACCCAGCUCAGCUUGCUCAUUAACCACUAAAAGGGCCACAUUUCUCGAUACAGACAGUAAUUUUGUUCAGCCCUCCUCUGCAGGCCCAAGAGACUCAAAAUCAGAUGCUAAGGAUGGAGUAAGAGCGAGCCCCGAGAAGCGUUCAUCUCUACCAAGACCUUCCUCCAUCCUCCCUCCUCGACGAGGUGUUUCAGGAGACCGAGACAGAGAGGAGAACUCCCUCUCCCUCACAACUUCUCUUUCCUCUUCAGUACGACGGACUACCCGAUCAGAGCCAAUUCGUAGCAGAACGGGAAAAAGUGGAACUUCUACCCCCACCACUCCUGGCUCCACUGCCAUCACUCCAGGGACACCACCAAGCUAUGCCUCCCGUACCCCGGGCACUCCAGGGACACCCAGUUACUCCAGAACUCCCCACACUCCUGGGACCCCCAAAUCUGCAAUACUGGUACCUACUGAGAAAAAAGUUGCCAUAAUUCGCACUCCUCCUAAAUCUCCAGCCACUCCAAAGCAGCUACGAGUUAUUAAUCAGCCUCUACCUGACCUCAAGAAUGUCAGGUCCAAAAUUGGGUCAACAGAUAAUAUCAAAUACCAGCCUAAAGGCGGGCAGGUUAGGAUUUUAAACAAGAAGAUCGAUUUUAGCGAUAUUCAGUCCCGGUGUGGUUCCAGAGAUAACAUCAAACAUUCUGCAGGGGGAGGAAAUGUACAAAUUGUAACCAAGAAGAUCGACUUGAGUCAUGUGACUUCCAAAUGUGGCUCACUCAAGAAUAUCCAUCACAAACCAGGAGGUGGGCGUGUGAAAAUUGAGAGUGUGAAACUGGAUUUCAAAGAAAAAGCUCAGGCUAAAGUUGGUUCACUGGAAAAUGCCCACCAUGUACCUGGUGGUGGUAACGUCAAGAUCGACAGCCAGAAGCUGAACUUCAGAGAGCACGCCAAGGCCCGUGUUGAUCACGGGGCUGAGAUCAUCACGCAGUCACCGGGCAGGUCCAGCAUGGCCUCGCCACGCAGGCUCAGCAACGUCUCCUCCUCUGGGAGCAUCAACCUCCUCGAAUCUCCCCAGCUUGCUACCCUUGCUGAAGAUGUCACAGCAGCCCUUGCCAAGCAGGGGUUAUGAAUUCGCUCGUUUUGCGUUACAUGAAGUAAUAAUAUUUAGGCAUGAGCUCUUGGCAGGAAUGGGCUCAGAGCAGGUGUUACAUUCAUUCUUUACCAUGUCUAAAACUAAGUUAACAUCCCAAGACUUGUAGUUACCAUACAGUUUAAAAAAUUAAAAAAAAAAAAAAACAGAAAAAAAAAAAUAAAAUUCCGUAGAUGCAGAAAUUGGCCUGACCUCCAUUUACAACAGGAAGACACUGGCUUUAUAUGGGUAUACUGCAGUAUGUUACAUUGGACAAUUAUUGUUGCUCUGCUCUGUCUUGCAUGGAGUACUGUGGUAUGAUAAAAUGCAUUUUUACCUUUCAUGUGCCUGAAGGC